Molecule: messenger RNA, 1957 nt
Organism: Rhodofomes roseus
Lineage: Eukaryota; Fungi; Basidiomycota; Agaricomycetes; Polyporales; Fomitopsidaceae
Product: mini-chromosome maintenance replisome factor-domain-containing protein
Exons: 10
Coding region: 55-1749 (564 amino acids)
Biological process (GO): DNA-templated DNA replication
Molecular function (GO): chromatin binding
Source: RefSeq, a predicted model, not a curated record
ACCUUCUGCUCGCGUCUUGUUCUCUGCGCUCGCGUCUACACUCAUCUCGCUGCGAUGGUCUCCGCCUACCGCAUCGACAGUCUCAAGAAUCCAACUCUUGCUCUGCAAGACUUCUUCAAUGAAUGCGCACUUGAGCAACGCGAGAACUUUGCUCGUCGGGUCUCUAAGCAUUACUCGCAAGUCUUCAACGCGCCCGAAGCCUUCAACGAAAUACCAACUCUGGAUACUCAAAAUCCUCCCGACACAUUCCCAGAUCGUGCGCUCGUCCGUUUCCGAGCGAUGGUUCAGGACACAUCUACCUCGUCGGAGAUGUACCUGUCGAAGUCGAAAAACGGCGCAUGCGGUGGAUGGGGUAUUGAUUUUGCUGAAGAGGAGGAUACUCGUGUCGACUUCGGUGAUUUACGAGAGUGCACGGUCCUGUGGGCUGUUAGCGUCCCCGCAGAGUCGGCAUGGUGCGCGAAGGAACUGGAUGGACCGGUGGAGCAUCAAGAACGAGUCGUCCCAUCUGAUACCCGUCUACCCUACAAGCCGCAGCACGCACACAAAUACCCGCAUUCCUCGGUCUCCCACCUUGGAGUCCAAGUGAAGAUAUAUGACACAGAAAGCUCUGAGAAGCUCAAGUCAACCGACAUCGUCACAUUCGUCGGCAUUUUGUCUACUGACUCACUAAGCUCCAGCCUUGAUGAAGCGGUAGAUGUCCCAACUCUCCAUGUGCUUUUCAUGCAGCAGCACCCCUACAAUCUGCUAUCGCGCCCUUACCCAUCUUUCGGACAAGACCCUCCAUUCCCCAGUACAACCGUAGACAAAGGAAAGGAACGCGCAACCUCCGAUCUGGGCCCUUCCGAUGUCAGGUCGCAGCUGAUCGCUUGGAUAGCUGAAGAGGCUCUGGGCGGGGACCAUGACGCAGCUGAAUGGGUAUUACUGGCAUGUAUAGCUCGAGUACAAUCCCGCAACCCGCCACUCCUGCCUCCUUCAGUGACACUCACACACUUUCCUUCACCUCCGCUUAUUCCAUCCACGACCGCCGAGUGUCCUGUGCCCAUCCUGACACUCUCAGUGAUUCUUGCGGAGCUUCUGCCGCUCACCCAUACAUUGCCGCUCUCACUGCCUCUGCUCAACAAAGAUACAUUCGUGCCUGAGAGUAAAGAUGAAGAUCUGCAUUCGGGAGCACUGCAGCUGCCGCAGGGUACGGUCCUUCUUGUGACGGAAGGCGGCGUCCAAGAGGGAAAGCUUGUCGACAGAGGCGUGUUGAAUAUACGAGCGCUGCAGGAAGUGAUGACUGCGCAGACGUUGUCAUACACGUUCCCGUUCUCGUCGUUCUCCUUCCCAACGGACAUAAGCUGCAUCGUUCUCAGUGAGGGAAGUAAGAGCGCAUUCUUCAAGACCGACAUCAGCGUCCCAUUACAAGCGACUAGGACUCCUGAAGCUGUGGCUCAGCUGUACAAGCCUGCAGAGAGUCUCAAAAUGCCAGACUCUGAACGACUCGCGGCGUUCCGCGACCUUGUCGUAGGCGCGCGCUCAGGGAAGGUGCAGGUUAGCGAAGAGACAUCAACACACAUUCAACGAGACUUCGUACGCGAACGGCAACAAAAUCAAUCGGUCACGUCUGACGACCUCAUUCGUCGCAUGACGGUCGCUAAGUUGUAUGCGCUGUCGAUGCAUGAGCCUACGUUGUCUAUUGACGUGUGGGAACGCGCGAAGACAUUCGACGAACGUCGCCUUGCGGCAUGUGCCGCAGAAGCACCAUGAAACUGAAGCCGCAGCAUAUCAUGCCCGACGCGGAGUAGUCGCUGUUUAUCUCAUAGUUUAUGCUAUGUUUAGCAACACGUAUCGAAGCUACGCUCUGUCGACGUGCGGGCACUAGGGACCUGUCUUCCGCAAUGACUCCCCUUGAGUCGCGUACUUCUUCCUCGGGCUCGCUGCAUCUGAUCACACAUGUAGUCCACCUAUGGGCCGA